CCAAAUCAGUCAUCUGCAAGAGUUUGGUUGAGGCGGAUGCUCAAGUCGCUUCAGAAGAGCUCUGCGCGUUUGAACGGAAGCCAGAGCGUAUGAUGCACCUGGAGGCUGGCGAGGUAGAAGAACUGCAGGCGGAACCACAUUUCAAGAAGGCGAGGCAGGACAUGGCAUGUUUGUACAGGGAUGCGCGGAAGAAGAACCUGAAGUUAAAAGAGGACAAAUACGGAGGAUUUGGUCUGUUCAACCAGACGGGCAGGAAGAUCAAGCCCAGACUGCAACCUCUGGACGAUCCUGUGGGCGUGCAGAAAGAGAUCCCGUCUGAGUUGCUGGGACAGAUCUCCGAUUUGUCUGUCAUCGUGGGCUCCAGUGUGCAGAAGAAGGAACAUGUCCUGCUCGGACCAUUAAGGUAUGUGAACCACUCGUGCUCCCCCAACACAGUGUACUUCACUGGCUGCACACACUACCGAGUGACCAAGCACUCAAUUGUGCGGCUGCAAGUGGUCCAGUGCAUCGAGCAGGGGGAGGAGAUCACGGUGGAUUACGGGCAGCCGUUUUUCCGAGAUGGCGGCUUGAAGUGCCAGUGCCCACAUGUAGAGAAGCACCCCCAGGAACCAGAGGAGGGAGAGGGAGAGUGUCCCAGUCGAGAGCGAGGAGGCCACGAAGAGGACCAGUCGACAGAGCAAGAGGAGUUAGUGGUCACUGCGAGUAAGCAGCCGAAGCAACCCCAGGAACCAGAGGAGGGAGAGGGAGAGUGUCCCAGUCGAGAGCGAGGAGGCCACGAAGAGGACCAGUCGACAGAGCAAGAGGAGUUAGUGGUCACCGCGAGUAAGCAGCCGAAGCACCCCCAGGAACCAGAGGAGGGAGAGGGAGAGUGUCCCAGUCGAGAGCGAGGAGGCCACGAAGAGGACCAGUCGACAGAGCAAGAGGAGUUAGUGGCCACCGCGAGUAAGCAGCCGAAGCACCCCCAGGAACCAGAGGAGGGAGAGGGAGAGUGUCCCAGUCGAGAGCGAGGAGGCCACGAAGAGGACCAGUCGACAGAGCAAGAGGAGUUAGUGGCCACCGCGAGUAAGCAGCCGAAGCAACCGGAUGUGAGCGCCACGGUCAAGGCAGCUGCUGAGCUGAUCCGGCGGACCCUGUGGUACCCGAAUCAUCAGUCAAAGGAGGGGGAGGCUGAAGAGAGUGAAGAGGCUGCUUUGAUUGCUGAAAUCUGUUUGAGUGUUCUUGAACAGGUGAAGGCGGUCGAUACAGUCGAGGAUCUCUCAGUGAAGAUAAGUAUCAUCGGUGACAAAAUGGUUAGAGUUCAAGUGUCUGUAUAUGCCAUCAGGGAAUUCGAACUGACUCUUGAAUGGGACGUCUCCGAGCAAUCCAUGAAUGCCUGCAUCAAUUCCCAGCCAGUGCGCUGGAAGCGUAAGAGUUCUGAAUCCAGCUGGCGGGCCAAAUGUCAAGUGAGCGAGGAUCUUGUGCUGAAGACGACUGAGGGUUCUUCCCGUCCAGUAGACGCCCUCACUCAGUUGCUGGUUCGCUUUGCGCUCCACGCGGAUUGUUUCAUACCCUGAUCACAGUCCAGUGACCGAAUCAGCAGCACCUGCAAAUAAGUAGAUCAUUAAAACGUUUCUGCCGAUGUACUCGAGAAGAAUGCUUGUUUUGUGCCAAGCCAAGAAGACGUGACUCGGGUGUUGCAGCACAUCUUGGAUGCAAUUAAUCGACAUAACUUGGCAC
Symsagittifera roscoffensis is the source of this 1716-nucleotide messenger RNA. RefSeq lists its product as uncharacterized. The record is from RefSeq and is a predicted model, not a curated record. NCBI's taxonomy places the organism in Eukaryota, Metazoa, Xenacoelomorpha, Acoela, Convolutidae. Gene Ontology annotation, molecular function: protein binding. Bases 90 to 1553 code for a protein of 487 amino acids. The transcript has 2 exons.